This is a messenger RNA of Ornithorhynchus anatinus (platypus), 1777 nucleotides long. It is a transcript of the gene RAB40B, whose product is annotated as RAB40B, member RAS oncogene family. Gene Ontology annotation, biological process: protein localization to plasma membrane; intracellular signal transduction. The transcript is spliced from 6 exons. Lineage: Eukaryota; Metazoa; Chordata; Mammalia; Monotremata; Ornithorhynchidae. Gene Ontology annotation, cellular component: plasma membrane; endosome; synaptic vesicle. Gene Ontology annotation, molecular function: GTPase activity; GTP binding. The record is from RefSeq and is a predicted model, not a curated record. Bases 76 to 912 code for a protein of 278 amino acids.
CGGGGGCCGGGGCGGGGGGCGUCUCGCUCAUAGCCCGCUCAUGGGCCCGCGGCGGACGAGACGCCCCCGGAGAGGAUGAACCACCCGGCCAGCCCCGUCAAAGCCUACGAUUUCCUGCUAAAGUUCUUGCUGGUGGGAGACAGCGACGUGGGCAAGGGGGAGAUCCUGGCCAGCCUGCAAGAUGGAGCCACCGAGUCGCCCUACGGCUACAACAUGGGUAUCGAUUACAAGACCACCACGAUUCUUCUGGAUGGCCGACGGAUAAAACUGCAGCUGUGGGAUACAUCAGGCCAGGGGAGAUUUUGCACAAUAUUUCGCUCCUAUUCCAGAGGUGCUCAGGGGGUGAUUCUGGUGUAUGACAUCGCUAAUCGCUGGUCCUUUGAUGGCAUUGAUCGGUGGAUUAAGGAAAUUGAUGAGCAUGCUCCUGGAGUCCCGAAAAUCCUGGUGGGAAAUCGCCUCCAUUUGGCCUUCAAGCGACAGGUCUCAACCGAGCAAGCGCAAGCCUACGCGGAGAGGCUGGGCAUGACUUUCUUCGAGGUCAGCCCGCUGUGCAACUUUAACAUCACCGAGUCGUUCACGGAGCUGGCGCGGAUCGUGUUGAUGAGGCACGGAAUGGACCGUCUGUGGAGGCCUAACAAGGUUCUGAGUUUGCAGGACCUCUGCUGCCGCGCCAUCGUGUCCUGUACCCCAGUGCACCUGGUGGACAAGCUCCCUCUUCCAGUCGCCUUAAGAAGCCAUCUCAAGUCCUUCUCCAUGGCCAACGGCCUCAACGCCAGGAUGAUGCAUGGACGCUCCUACUCCCUCACUGCCAGCCACAACAACAAAAGGAACAGCCUCAAGAAAGUUAAAAUCAUCCGCCCGCCUCAGAGCCCGCCCAAAAACUGCACCAGAAACAGCUGUAAAAUUUCCUAAAAACCAUCCCCCGCGACAGAGGAUGCUGGGACCUCACUUCCCGGAUCCCACGAUCCUCUUCGGUGGCUCAUUUCUGGGGCUUGACCGGUUCUUAGAGGAGACCCCAGGAAAAACCCUCCUUUCGCUUGUUCAUGAUGAUUAUUGAUGCUUACAGUUGAGUUUGACCUGUUCAGUGCCAUAAAAAGCUACAAAACGGUUGAGUUUUUCUAUUUUUGGCUUGGAUGUGCAUGAAGUCCUCAUUUUAGAUUUGUGUCGAGGAAGGGAGCCGUUUACCCUUUUCUGAGAUCUUAAUCGUGAGAAGCCGUGUCACGAAGUUAAUACACUGCAUCCUGCUUCGUCGAGAUAACUUAUUUAUAAGGACGUAGACGUGAGUGGCGGCCAGAGUACCGAUUUAGUUGGACUUUUCAAAAUGCAAUGUAUUGUAUACAUUGCUUUAGAGAGACAGGUGAGAGGGAGAAACUAGGGUGAAAUUUCAGUAGCGUCCGACUUUUUGUAAAAGUUCUAUUGUAACUUGGAAGCUCUAAUUUAAAUACGCUGCAGUUGUGUAUAGAGAGUAUUAUGCACAAUAGAUCUGUCCGAUUUCUGUAUGAGACUGAUUUGAUAAAAAUUUUGCUAUGUUAUUUAAUACUUUGGGGGAUUAAUCUGUGAUUUAUAUGCUUAUUUUUCUGUAAAUCUACAUUUUUUGUACCAGAUGUUCUGCAAGUUACAGAGUUGUGGGAAGAAAAUGCCAAAGACAUCUGCGGAAAUGUUGAAUGCCGUCAACAUAUUUGCAAGAGAUCAGAAGAAGAGUAGGCCUGAAACGUUGUUUUAUAAGGGGUGGAGUGAACGCUGUUAUUUACAAAAAUAAAUGUUUCUGAAAAAUGGA